AUGGAUAAAGAACAAGAGGAAAAGAGAGGAGAGAUUCAGAGAGCAACACAUGAUGAUGAUGAUGACAGAUCUGAAGAUUCUCAACUAGACCAUAUUCCUUUUGAUCUAACCUUGGAGAUACUCUUAAGACUUCCUGCGAAAUCGCUUGUGAGAUUUCGCUGUGUCUCAAAGCUAUGCUCUUCGUUAACCACACUCCCAAGUUUUAUCAACUCGUUCCGAUCUCGGUCAUCUGCACGGCCACCGCGUCUUCUUUUCACCUUCGUAAUAGAGACGAAGCGAUUCGUCUUCUCAUUUCCUCAACACCAUAAUCACGACGGGUCUAAUCCUCCUUUCUACAGUUAUCAAACAACAAACCCUAGUUUUAUGGCUUAUAACGGGCCCAACACGCUAUCUGGGAGCGUCCAUGGCUUGGUUUUAUUAGCCGGAUUCAAGAUUUGGAACCCAAGCUUUACUCGGUUUUUAACCUUACCACAUCCUAUAGAAAACAUCUCGAGUGAUAAAUAUAGAUCUUAUAUAGGAAUAGGAUACGAUCCAUUGGAGGAUAAACACAAAGUAUUGUUUGUAUCAUUUUUCGAACAUUUCGAACAACCGCAGGUUCUUACGUUGGGAGCUAAAGAAUCGUGGAGAACAAUACCCAAAAGUUGCCCUGAGCAUUACCCACCUUACGGAGGUGGGCGAUGCGUCAAUGGUAUUCUGUAUUAUGAAGCUAGAGUUGUAGGUGUUGAUCACGACUUAAUAAUGAGCUUCGAUGUCACAUCUGAAAAGUUCAAUCAUCCGAUAAAGUUUCCCAACACUAAUUUUCGUUCGGAACGUAGUAGGAUGUCGUCUUAUGAGGGAAAGCUUGCCUUAGUCCAGACUAGCUAUCCCUUUGGUUAUAUUGGUCUCUAUGUUUUGGAAGAUGCAGUUGGAGAUGAAUGGACUCAUAAAUGGUUUUGUGAUGUAAAUUGUAACAGAGAAUGGAGAAGGUAUAUACUUUUCCAGGGUAUUACUGACGCCGGUGAGCUUAUUUUUGCACCAUGUGGAUGGCAUGAAUCCUUCUUUAUUUUAUAUUUUGAUCCGAGGACAAAACGUAUUAGAGAAGCCUUGUUUGAAGGAAUGAUGAGUGAAGAAAUUAAACACAGUUAUAACCAUUCUAAGUACGAUACAUUAUUCAACUUACAGGUUUUCCCAAAUCACAUCGAGAGUCUCUUGUUGUAA
Molecule: messenger RNA, 1197 nt
Organism: Microthlaspi erraticum
Lineage: Eukaryota; Viridiplantae; Streptophyta; Magnoliopsida; Brassicales; Brassicaceae
Source: the annotation of a GenBank genome assembly